Fusarium redolens is the source of this 1563-nucleotide messenger RNA. Its product is annotated as allantoate permease. Gene Ontology annotation, molecular function: transmembrane transporter activity. Lineage: Eukaryota; Fungi; Ascomycota; Sordariomycetes; Hypocreales; Nectriaceae. Gene Ontology annotation, biological process: transmembrane transport. Gene Ontology annotation, cellular component: membrane. The coding region runs from base 1 to 1563 and encodes 520 amino acids. The record is from RefSeq and is a predicted model, not a curated record. The transcript is spliced from 6 exons.
AUGGCACCCAAAUCUGCCCAGGAGAAGCAGGCGGACGAGAACGUGAUCGCUUCGCCUCCACCUAUCGAAGUGAACAGCGACACCCCCGGAGUUGCUAUCGAAGAUCUCAAAGGCGUGGAUCCCUCGGACGAUAUAGGUCGUCAGUACUAUCUGCAGAACAAGGAUGAAGAGAUCUCCGACGAGGAGAAGAAGCGGGUUCGCAGAAAGAUCGACCUCUAUCUUCUACCGAUGAUGAUGGUUACCGGGUUCCUACAGUAUCUCGACAAGUCCACCAUUAACUACUCUGCCAAUUAUGGCUUGAGUGAGAGCCUCAAUAUGCAGGGAACCGAUUAUUCUUGGGCCAGCUCCAUCUUCUUCUUCGGGUUCUUGUUCUGGCAGUAUCCUUCUCUACUCCUUCUCCAGAGAUUUCCCCUCGGCAAAUACUUUGCUUCGCAGGUGAUGGGAUGGGGUGUUUUAACGUUCCUGAUGGCCGCCUCGUCGAACUUUGGAGGUUUUGCUGCAUUGCGCUUCUUACUCGGUGCUGCGGAAUCUAUUCAGCUUGCAGCCUUCUUCAUCAUCACCAACAUGUGGUACACGCGCGACGAGCAGCCUAUCCGCCUUAUGGCGUGGUAUGGAAUGAGCCCCAUUGCCAUCAUCGUCGGCUCUUUGUUUGCGUAUGGUAUAGGCCAUAUCGACUCCAAGAUUGGGCUUUGGAGGUUUCCUUUCAUCAUCUGCGGUGCCGUCUCGGUCGUAUGGGCUGUGGUUCUCUGGUUCGCUCUGCCCUCUAAUCCCGCUAGCGCCUGGUUUCUUGAAGAACGCGAGCGUAUUGUAGCCCUUCGCAGAAUGGAGGACGCGAAGACCGGCGUGGAGUCGAAGAAGUUCAAGAUGGAUCAGGCCAUCGAAGCUUUUCGGGAUCCUAAGGUCUGGUUGGCUGGCCUUUCCACAGGAUCGGGAAACAUUCUUAACGGCAUCGGUCUGUUCCAAAGUCUCGUUAUCAGAGGUUUCGGCUUCACACCUCUGCAAACCGCCCUCCUGCAGGUUCCCACCGGUGUCAUCGAGAUUAUCGGCCUCAUUGUAUUCUGCACUCUCGCCUCACGCGUCCGAAAUUCCAGGCUAGCAUUUGCUAGUUUGGCCAACGCCUUGGCCAUUGUCGGUGCUUCCAUGCUAUACGGGUUCGACGUGGACCAACGCUGGCGCUUGAUGGCUGGGUAUGUGACAUUCUGGGCCAUGAUGGCUUUUAUACCGUGUAGCUUCCUGCUGGGGAUGGGCACUAUCUCGGGAAAUAUCGCCGGCCACACCAAGAAAGUAACAGCUCAAGCUAUCAUGUUCACUUGUUACUGUUGUGGAUGCAUCGUUGGUCCGCAGCUAUACACGACUCCUCCCUACAGGCAAGGUCUCAGGGCCAACAUCGUCUCUUUGGCUGUCAGCUUGUUUGCUGGCAUCUCUAACAUCGCAUACAUGCACUACGAGAACCGUAAGCGUCGGGCGUUCCUGGAAGAGCACAGGCAUCUGCUCAACGAAGAUGACUAUUAUUUCCGUGAUCUUACGGACAAGCAAAACCCCUUCAUCUUGAACGUGCUCUAG